This is a messenger RNA of Mya arenaria, 2275 nucleotides long. RefSeq lists its product as uncharacterized. The record is from RefSeq and is a predicted model, not a curated record. Bases 175 to 684 code for a protein of 169 amino acids. Lineage: Eukaryota; Metazoa; Mollusca; Bivalvia; Myida; Myidae. The transcript has 11 exons.
CACACAGAAAGAUGUGCAACAUGCUCAGAGGAACGCUUGUGGAGUAGCAGUGUUUCUGCUUUAUUUUGACAUGAACAUUUUCUUUCUGAGUGCAGUACUGCAGAUUGGCAGGACAGUCUUCUGGUAUAUAGAGGUGUCGUUAAUUGUCAGUGCUAGUAUUCAGUAUUGUCUCCGAUGUGUUCAAAUGCCUCUCGUACUAUGUCUUCAACAACAAACUUGGAAGUCACUCAGAUACAGAAGCGACUCCUUGGGGUCAAGGACAAUGCGCCAUCUGACAAGAUGACAGACUUACAGUCCCUGUCAGUGUACCUAAAGGAGCAAGAUGAGAAAGGCUACAAGGCAGCUCUCGGUUGCCAGGACAUGUCGCUGAACAGUUCAUCAUUCUGGAGUUACGGCCGUCCAAGCCUGGACCUGAGCCACGUGUUCCGUAAUAACCAGUACAAGCUCGCCAGUCAAUCCCAACGGAGCCAUAAGUCGCGGACGGAUGAUAGCGAUAAUUUGGGAGAAGAGGUCUGGAGGCCUCUGGGAGUGACAGAUGACGACCUGUUCCUCUGGAUUGAGCGCCUCAGAAAGAGUUGGGAAGUGAUGGGUGUGUCAGCGAGUUCUUGUGGAAUCGAGGUGGUGGUGGGGGCCAGUAUGGGAAACCAUGGAGCGAACAUUUGCCCACAGAUACUCAGUUUGUGAUGCACAUGUUCUGCACAUACCUGGCUUCCCCGGGCCUAAGGUACCCCAAUGGCCACUUCCUCAAGACUCCAGAUAAACCUAACCUGGAGAAGGAAAACUUACUUCUAUACCAGACCAGCAUUAACCCACCACAUUUCCAAGUGGUCAUUAGAGACACUGUGUUCAAUCUGCCCAAGAUACACUGUGUUGUGUGUGGAUAAGAAAUGCAGAGUGGUACCACCAGUCACCUUAGCCACCAUUCCCCUCACAGACAAAAGGCUCCUUCGGACAAUCCCUGCAGUCUACAUAAAGCUUUCAAUUGUAGCCCUACGAACUUCAGGUAAAGAACGCAUGGAUGAUUUCCUGGAUAUGGACAAGACCCACUCCCUGCAGGGAUUCAGCAGAAUAGAGCAGUAUUGAAAAACAAGAACAAAACUUUUUUAUGAACACAAAAAACCUUUGUUAGAAUAACAGAGGAAAAAAGCAGCAAUGACGAUAAACUGAAGUGAUUGGAGUUUCACCACGAUAUGAUACCAUAUACAGUCAUCAAGUCGGUCGGUCUUGCAGGUGGUCUGUGCAAAAGUGCAAAAAGUUUGUGCGCAAACCAAACUACUUAGACUUAAGUUUUCAAGAUUCUGUCUUUGAACUUUAAACAUAUGUUUGCAUGAAGUGAAGAUGUAUUUGACAUAUUUAUGAUAUGGAUCAGUCCAAUAUUUGAUAGAGCGGGGAAAGGAUUCUUAAAAAUCUUGUGAUGCAAACAAGUAAUCAUUUUCAAGACAAUAAUGAAUUAUAAAUAUUUAAAAGAUACAUACUGUGGAAGAACUUUUUAUACAUACUUAUUUACAUUAGUUAAUAAAAAUCUGGACUCAGUUUGAUCUGUACCUAGCAAGCAAUAAUAUGCAAAAAAAGUAACUUUAUUAUUCAUAUGAAUUUAGUCUGAUGACUUGAGUAACAGGUGUGAAAUAAAUAGCACAACAGCCACCUAUUUGUUUGACUGACCACUGUGCACACACUGUUAUAUAUAGCCAUGGGUAUUAAUGUGACCAUUAAAGCUGCACUCUCACAAAUUGACAGUUUUGACCUUUUUUGUGUCAGAAUCUUUAUAAUCAUAUAAUGAUAACACAACUUAGGUCCUUCCAGGAUUAGUGUGUCACUUUGUAUGUAAAUACACGUGCAAGUAUAAAACUGACAGGAAAUUUUGGAUAUUUGCUCAGUAACCACAACAUUAUGUCAUACUUGUUGUAUUCAUCAAAAGCUAAUGUAGCUUUAAAAUUUGUGUACAGUUUUCCACAGUUUGUCAACUGCAUGCUGCAUUGUUGCUACAGUUAUAGUGAAUUUCCAUAAAAUUGAGAUUGAGUUUCAAAGAGACAAAACAUAAAUCAGUCAACAAUUCAUUAAAUGGAGGUUUAUUGCAUUGAUGAGAUAUUGUUGCACCCAAAUCUAGAAUAUUUGAGCCUUAGGCCAUAAUAAUACAAAAACCUUGUCAUAUGUACACAAACAUCAUUCAAUAUAAUUAUUUUAAGAGAUUUGGUAACAUGAGUGCUUAAUUAUAACAUUGUGUCAAAGUUUGUGAAUGUUCGUUUUGGAUGUUCAGUAAAUAUUUCUAGAUCAA